AUGCUCAAGACGCGAGACGGCAGAGACGCGGCCGGCCGACCGAAAUGCGGCCUGUGCACCAUACUGUCGACCGUCAUCGUGUCGUUGAUAGCAGUCGCCGUCGUGCUCUCCCUGGUGUUCAUCUACGUCAACACGCAGCGCAUCCGGAAAGACGCCGCCGACAACAACGAGUACCUGAAAGACCUCGUGCGCAAGGUCAACGAAAACCCCAAGUCCACCUGGAAGGCCAAGUUCAACAAGUUCGGCUCGAAGGCCCGCGACUACGAGGGGCUGAAGACGCCGAAGAACGAGACGGCCAUCGCCGAGUAUUUCGAGCUGCUCGAGAAGUUCUUCGAGUGGGACAUCCUCAAGACGCACAUCAAGACACUCCAAGAAUUCCCGGAGGACGAUCUGCCCGAGCAGUUCGACGCGCGCCAAAAAUGGCCGGGAUGCCCCUCGAUUUCGAAUGUGCCGAAUCAGGGCGGCUGCGGCUCGUGCUAUGCAGUUGCUGCGGUGGGCGUGGCCGCCGAUCGGGCGUGCAUCCAGUCGAACGGCACCUACAAGUCGCUCUUCUCGGAGGAGGACGUGCUCGGGUGCUGCGCGGUUUGCGGAAAUUGCCUUGGCGGCGACCCGCUGAAGGCGCUCACCUACUGGGUCCAGGAGGGUCUUGUUACAGGCGGUCGUGACGGGUGUCGGCCGUACUCGUUCGACAUCUCGUGCGGUGUGCCCUGCUCCCCCAUGGUGUUCCCGGAAAAUGAAAAAAGCCGCAGCUGCGUGCGCCGGUGCCAGAACAUCUACUACCAGAACAAGUACGAGGAGGACAAGAACUACGCUUCGGUGGCCUACUCGAUGUACCCGCGCGGGAUGACGCUGUCGGAUGAUGGGAAGAGGAGAGGGAAAGUGCCGACGAUCAUCGGCCACAUCAACAGCACCAUGGAGGAGCCCAUCACGCUCGAGGAGAUCCGCACAAUCCUAAAAACCGAGCUGUUCCUCUACGGCCCGACGACGAUGGCCUUCCCGGUGCCGGAGGAGUUUCUCCAUUAUUCGGAAGGCGUUUUCCGCCCGAUCACCGAGGAGAAGUUCAACGACCGCGUCGUGUAUUGGCACGUAGCCCGGCUGAUCGGCUGGGGCAAAGACAAGGAUGGCAGCCACUACUGGCUGUGCGUCAACAGCUUCGGACGCAACUGGGGUGAUAAUGGCGUCUUCAAAAUCAACGUCGACUCGAUGGAGCAGUACGGCCUCGAAUACGAGGCCGCCCUGAUC
Mesorhabditis spiculigera is the source of this 1242-nucleotide messenger RNA. NCBI's taxonomy places the organism in Eukaryota, Metazoa, Nematoda, Chromadorea, Rhabditida, Rhabditidae. The record is from the annotation of a GenBank genome assembly.